AUCGGCAAGGGCAAGAGCAGCAUUGCGCCAAGCACCAGCUCCCGAGCACCAGCUCCCGCUGCAUCUUCCCAAACAAGGGCGAUGUGACGCCUUGUGAUUACAGCAAACACUCGCUGUGUGUGUGCGUGUGUUUGUGAUACACCGGGAAGACCCACACACACACACAUAGAGGCGGGGAUCCGUCGGAGAGGGGACCGAGGCUGCAGACUGCAGACUGCAUCUGCCUGGGCGGCCGGUGCCAUGCAGACUGUGCUGCCUCCCACUCUGCCCUUGAGCCGGCGUCACCAUGAAAAAGCAUUCGGCCAGGGUGGCCCCCCUCACCGCCUGUAACAGUCCGGUGCUGACCCUCACCAAGGUGAAAGGAGACGAGAGGCCGGAGGAGGGGAGUGGGGCGGGGGCAGGGGCCGGCUCGGUGCGGACGGAGACAGAGAGUCGGCAAGAGGCUGCAGCAGGAGAAGGAGGAGAAGGAGGCGAAGGUGGUGGUGGGCGGCGCUGGUGGAGGGCGGGACCCCGGUGCUGCGGCCGUCGCCGGCUCUCCGUGGAGCGCCUGAAGGAGGCGCUGUGGGGCUCGGCGGUGGUGCUGAGCGUGUGCUCGUCCUGGGCCGGCACCAGCCAGCUGGCCAAGGUCACCUUCCGCACCUUCGAUGCUCCCUUCGCCAUCACCUGGUUUGCCGCCACCUGGAACCUUCUCUUCUUCCCUCUCUACUACCUGGGCUACGCCUGGAGCUCCGACGAGAAGCAGAACCCACUGCAGCAGUUCAGGGAAUGCUGCAGGCUUUACGGAGACGACGGAUUAACAAUCAAGAUAUUCUUUACCCGAACGGCCCCCUUCUGCGUCCUGUGGACCUUAACCAACUACCUGUACCUGUUGGCCCUGAAGAAGAUUAGUGCCACCGAUGCCUCUGCUCUCUUCUGCUGCAACAAGGCCUUUGUCUUUCUGCUCUCCUGGAUAGUUCUACGGGACAAGUUCAUGGGUGUGAGGAUCGUGGCUGCCAUCUUCGCCAUUGCCGGCAUCGUGAUGAUCACCUACGCCGACGGCUUCCACAGCCACUCGGUAAUCGGCAUCGCCCUGGUGGUGGCCUCGGCAUCCAUGUCCGCUCUCUACAAGGUCCUGUUUAAGAUGCUGCUGGGCAGUGCCAAGUACGGUGAAGCCGCCUUAUUCCUGACUGUGCUCGGCCUCUUCAACGUCACCUUCAUCAUCUGCGUGCCUACGGCCCUCUACUUCACCGGCAUCGAGCACUGGACAUCCUUCAGCCUCAUCCCCUGGGAGAAGCUGUGUGGGAUAGCCAUCCUGCUGCUCUCGUUCACCAUCCUGAUGAAUUUCGGGAUUGCCGUCACCUCUCCGACGUUGAUAUCAGUGGGAGUGGUCCUCAGUGUCCCCGUGAAUGCUGUUGCGGACGCCUACUCCACCGACAUCAUCUUCAACGGGGUGCGUGUGAUUGCGGUGCUGAUCAUCUGCCUGGGUUUCCUGCUGCUGCUGCUCCCCCAGGAGUGGGACAAGAUGGCGGUGAGGCUGGUCAGCCGCUUCCGUGUCAGCAAGCGGGAGGAGGUGGUGGAGGAGGCGGCGGCGGGCGCAGACGGGGGCUUCGCGGGACAGAGCCGGCGGAGCAAGGCCUCACGGACAUCCACCGCCACGCUGGCCCACUCCUUCUAGCCCAGCGGCGGUGGCACGGAGCCCCGCGUCCCGCACUACAGCUACAAUCAACAGCUGCACGGUGAAAUGCAGGCAGGCAGGCAGGCGGGGGCGGGCGGGCACGAAGAGCUCAUGUUGCAUAUGGGUGCCUACUUCGUGCCAUGACCUUCAACGACACGUGGUCUGGUAAGAUGGUGUGUCCUGGUGCCCUCCACACUAGACGGCCACAGACAAUGGUGUUUCAUUGGCUACGGAUGGGGCUGGGGUUGGUGGUGGGAGAGUGAUGGUGGCCUCAAGAGAUGUUGGAGGCAGGUAGCGGUGAGAGGGACGUGUGGUCUCCCAUUUAGCUGCCAUCGUCCCCAGACUCCUGGCUUGUCCGGGUGUAGUGUUGAUCGGAUAUUGACUGUGUACUCACCUCUUGCCAUGUGGGCAUGGGAUAGAGUGGGCAUUGAUCCAACCAGCUCAUCGUGCUGAUGGGCAUGGACACUACCAGCUCCUCCAGCCACUUGGGCAUGGGACUGAGUGGGCAUUGACCCAACCAUCUCAUCCUGCUGAUGGGCAUGGGAUUGGAUGGGCAUUGAUCCAACCUUUCCAUCCUGCUGAUGGGCAUGGGACUGAGUGGGCAUUGAUCCUACCAGCUCCUCCAGCCACUUGGGCAUGGGACUGAGUGGGCAUCAACUGAGCCCUCACCCCUAUUGUUUGGGCACAGGGGUAUAGUUGUAGUUUACACCAUGUCACUUGGGCAUUUGGUACAACUGAUACUCUGACAUUUGGGGCACAGGGUACACUUUACAGCAUGACAUAUGGGCAUAGGGUAGUACUGGAUACGCUGACAUUUGGGUGCAGUUUUAACCCCCUCCCUGGCCUCGUGCCGAUCUCUCCGUCACACCUCACACCAUUGGGCAGCUCUACCCUUGCCCUGCUGACUGGUCCACUCAGCGACACGACGCCUCCAACCACCUCCACCACUCCCUGCAUCACCGACAUCCCACUCCACCCUCCGGACCUGCUGACCAAGACUAGCUCCCCCUUCCACUCCUGGCAUUCUCCAGGCCCAAUCCGGCCGAUGCCUGCUCAUGGAGUCUACCACCAGUGUGUAGGUGUUCAUGGAGUCUACCACCAGUGUGUAGGUGUUCAUGGAGUCUACCACCAUUGUAGCCCCAGCUUGUUUCUAAAGUCCCACUGACGGCCUCCCAUGCAUCCCCAUGGUAACUGGCGGAGGGUCGGCCUGUGGGAUGGUUCAUGCACGGACAGCUGUAGUGGGAAGAGUGGGAGAGGCCACAUGUCCUGUGGACCAUGACACGGAUCUGUCUCUUGCCCGGGAAACGUCACAGAUCCCAUUCUCAUGUCCUCCAGUUAUUGUAACUUGGGCGGUGUGCUUCAAUGUUAAGCAUUGUGGUCUGAUGUGUGGACCACCCAGUUGGUGGGAGCGAGGCAGACACGUAAAGGGGCACACCCCUUGUCGCAGGGUCACAGAGCAUGGAUACAGGCCCUUUGGCCCAUCAUGUCCAUUCCAUUCAUCCAAUUACACUAUUCCCAUUUUAUUCUUCCCCGCAUUCACCUGGAAACCCCCUUCUCCAGUUUUCUCCACCCACCUGCACACAAGGUGUGAUAUACACCUGCCAGCUCACCCACCGACCUGCAUGCCUUUAAGAUGUGGGAGGAAACCCACCCGGUCACAGUGUGAACCUGCAAACUCCACGCAGAGGGGGGUGGGCGGAAUCGAACCUGCGUCCCUGGAGCUGUGAGGCAGCGGUCAUAUCCAGGCCUUCGAUUGUUGUCUGUGUGAGGCUUGGGGGAAGGGACUGUGUGGCCGGUGACCGAUCUACCUCACACAACCCCCCUCCCUCAUACACUCGCACUACAGUCAUCCUCCCUUUGCCCCAAUCAUCCUUCCACUGCCCAACUUCACAGAAAGGCUGUUUAGUGCCCAACAUUGCCCGCUGCCAGCAGGUUAGACUUCAGGCUUGGUGCCCGUGGAACCACAGUUGUAGCCACCGGCUUGCAGCUGGCACAUUAACCAGAGUGCUGCCCAGCCCAUGAGGACCACUGCGAGAAAAAGAGGGAUCAUCGAUGUGGAGCUCCCUCAAAAGCCCAGCGUCACGGCCAUGACCUUGGUACUGGCACUGGGGGAAUGGACCAGGGGUUGGGCUGAGGUCCCAGGGUGUAGGGUUCACACCCACCGUCUCCAGGGCUGAACACCUGAGCCCCAACUCACAGCAGGUUCACUGAGGGAUCUCUGCACGGCACCAGUCCUGUGCAUGUGCCCCACACUGCGACGUGCACUUUUAAUAUUAAAAACUGAAUCAAAGCACCAACAUUAAAUGCAGGGGGGGGGGGGCGGUGGAGGGGGAACAAUUGUGUUACAACUGAUGCCCACUCCUCUCCCAUCUUUGAGUUUUCUACUAGUAGCAACCAAAACAAUUUUAGGUAGUGCUUGCAUGUUCCUUCAAAAUAUUAAAUGCGUCUGAAUGUACGUGGUUUAAAAAAAAAAAAUUCUGCUGGUCACUGGACACAAAGCAUGACUUUCAGGUAGACAACACCAUCAAUGAUGCAUGGUCUUCACUGCCAACACCCACUCCCCCAGCCCCUGGUUGCCAGCCUGGUUGGACAGUCCUGGAGAUUUCACCACCCGACCCCCUGACGCUACCCUCAACCGUCCCACCAUCGGUCCACUGACCCCGAGUCACCCCCACCCAAUACUCGCCCACUCAGAGCAGCCAGACCUACUGACCUUGACUCGUCUUCCCUCGAAUCCAAAGCUUGUCAGCCAGCAGUGUUAACACAGACGGAAGGAGGUGAAAGCGUUCCGUUUUGUUACCCGUGAAGUUCCCCGUUUUGCUUUGUUUGUGGCACCUUUCCUAAGAUGACCAUUCCAUUACUGGAGCCUGCAGGCCGACUCCAGAGUGUUGACAACCUAACCUGCCCCGGUGUUACAUCUCCACAAAGCUCACGGACAGACCCAGGUCUGAUCAACGCGAGCCACUGAAAUCACAUCGUUCCUGCAGGGGGUUUCUGUAUUGUUUCCUCACUGAGCAGACAGGGUGUUGAUUUCAGACAACACUGUUGGGGCCAUGAUAGAAGGCCUGCACCUCGCCCUUGUUAGGAACAGACUGGACAAUACACAGGCGAAGGCUGAGGGAAGCAAGCGUGUCAGCUUCUAGUUCCAUGGGUGAGCACCAGCAAACUCAGGGGACCAAGUUUUCACUCCCAUCAGUCAUAGGGAUCCCAGCAAUGUACACUAGCUUUCAGUUACAGGGAGACUAGAGUGAAAAAGAUUCCUAAGGUGAUAUUUUGAAAUCCCAAGUGGCUCUGAUGGUGUGCAUUUGAGUAAAAAAUGUUUAGGAGCAGAUGAGAACUCAGAUCUGGCGAGAGUCAUUGAGGGGAACUUGUAAUUUGAGUAUAGGAGCAGGGAGGUUCUACUGCAGUUGUACAGGGUCUUGGUGAGACCACACCUGGAGUAUUGCGUACAGUUUUGAUCUCCAAAUCUGAGGAAAGACAUUAUUGCCAUAGAGGGAGUACAGAGAAGGUUCACCAGACUGAUUCCUGGGAUGUCAGGACUUUCAUAUGAAGAAAGACUGGAUAGACUCAGCUUGUACUCGUUGGAAUUUAGAAGAUUGAGGGGGGAUCUUAUAGAAGCUUACAAACUUACUUAUAGAAGUUGGACAGGCUCGAUGCAGGAAGAUUGUUCCCGAUGUUGGGGAAGUCCAGGACAAGGGGUCACAGUUUAAGGAUAAAGGGGAAAUCCUUUAGGACCGAGAUGAGAAAAACAUUUUUCACACAGAGAGUAGUGAAUCUCUGGAACACUCUGCCACAGAAGGUAGUUGAGGCCAGUUCAUUGGCUAUAUUUAAGAGGGAGUUAGAUGUGGCCCUUGUGGCUAAAGGGAUCAGGGGGUAUGGAGAGAAGGCAGGUACAGGAUACUGAGUUGGACGAUCAGCCAUGAUCAUAUUGAAUGGCGGUGCAGGCUCGAAGGGCUGAAUGGCCUACUCCUGCACCUAUUUUCUAUGUUUCUAUGUUACACGGCGAGUUGUGAAGGAGAGUGGAUGACUGAAAGGUGAGUGGAAACAGGUGCCAUGAGCAGUAAAAACAUGGAAAUGCACAACAUGCAGGAGCACCUCAGCGGGUCAGGCAGCAUCUCUGGAGAACAAGAAUAUGUGACGUUUCAAGCCAGGACCAUUCUUCUGACAUUGUAGAUGGAUGAGGGUUGGAGAGAAUGCUGGAAGUGAGAAGGCACAUGACAAAGCCUGGCACUUAAUAGAUUGAUGGACACAAAGUGCUGGGAUAACUCAGUGGGACAGGCAGCAUCUCAGGAGAGAAGGAACGAGUGACGUUUUGGGUCAAAACCCUUCUCCAGACUCUCGGGUUGAGACCCUUCAUCAGACAGGUAAUAGGCUGAGUGGGGAAUGUGGGGGUUUGAUAGGCAGAUGGUUGGAAAAGGCCAGAAGUGAAAAGUCAGAGGGUAUGAGACAAAAAGAUUGAAGAGUUGCAAAUUGUGAAGCUGGAGGAAGGAAUGUAAGUGGAAGAGGAGAAGUAGUGGGGCACAGCGGAAUGGAU
Molecule: messenger RNA, 6188 nt
Organism: Leucoraja erinaceus (little skate)
Lineage: Eukaryota; Metazoa; Chordata; Chondrichthyes; Rajiformes; Rajidae
Gene: slc35f3b
Product: solute carrier family 35 member F3b
Exons: 7
Coding region: 287-1654 (455 amino acids)
Cellular component (GO): membrane
Source: RefSeq, a predicted model, not a curated record